Molecule: messenger RNA, 3588 nt
Organism: Prunus mume (Japanese apricot)
Lineage: Eukaryota; Viridiplantae; Streptophyta; Magnoliopsida; Rosales; Rosaceae
Product: ARM repeat superfamily protein
Biological process (GO): snRNA 3'-end processing
Cellular component (GO): integrator complex
Source: RefSeq, a predicted model, not a curated record
GGAAAGGAUUGGCUUGCUGGUUGUGUUUCUUUAUGUUUGAACUGAAAUGGAAAGGAACUCAGUAGCAUGUGUGAUGGAAUGGAGCAUAGAGCUAGAAAAGGCCCUGCGCUCCAAGAAACCAGGUCGAUCACUCGAAGCCAUUUCAGAAAUUAGUCCAAGACUCCAACAGUUAAGUAAUGAGCCAGACCCUUCUCCAGCUGUCUACCACUUGUUCGACCUAAUUCCUGGCGAGGACAAGCUCUUCUCCAAUGCCAUCAUUCUUCGUCUUGCCAAUGCCUUCGAAUUUGGAGACAAGCACACAAGGGUCUGUAUUGUCAAGGCCUUUCUGUUUGAGUACAGGAAGAGGAACAAACGGACAGAGUACAAAGGAGUUUUGUGCAAAACUCGGGUUCAUAUGCAGGCAGAAUUGCUGAGGAGAGUUAAGGUUGUGUUUGACAGUGGGGAUGUUGAAGAUCGGGCUUUGGCUUUGGGUCUGUUUGGCUGUUGGGCACAUUUUGCUAAACAGAGUGCGAGUAUACGAUACUUGGUGCUUUCUAGUUUGGUUUCUUCUCAUGUUUCGGAGGUACAAGCAGCGUUAUUUGCAGCAGGAUGUUUUGCUGAGUUAUCGGACGACUUUGCUUGUGUUGUCUUGGAGAUGCUGCUUCAGAUGAUGAGCUCACCGGAAACAUUGCCUGCUAUAAGGUUGGCCGGAGCACGAUUAUUUGCCAAACUUGGGUGCUCCCAGUCUCUUGCAAAUAAUGCUUACAAGGCAAGUCUAAAAUUGCUGUUAGAGUUCUCAGAUGAGUAUUACCAGGUUGCGAUGCUGGUUUCCCUCUCAAAACUUGCUUCCCGGUCAACCAUUCUUAUAUCUCAGCAGGUGGACCUGCUUCUCUUGUUUCUUAGCCAUGAAAAAAAUCUUCAGCUGCGAGCAACAGCAGUAAGAUGCCUACAUUUUAUUUUCAGUCAAGGAAUAUGUCAUGUUCCUGUAAAUGGAUAUGUUGUGGAAACGUUGUUAAGCAUACUAGAUGAACCUCAAAUUCCAUCAUCCAUGCUAUGUGAAGUUCUUCAGACAUUACGUAAGAUGAUUUUAUGUAUGCCACCCAAUCUACCCUAUGAUGUCCUUGAAUCUUCAAAGCUUUUAAGCGUUGUUGAGAAUGCAUCCCCAUCUCCUAUCAUGGCCGAGAGCCUGUUAGCUAUUUCUGUUUUGGUAGAUAUGUCAAGAAGACUAAAAGGAAGUACAGGGCUGGGAUCUCUUGUGCAUUGUCCAUCUCUUCAGCCAUCUCAGGUGAUCUUGCUUAUCUUUGAUCGGAUCACCAUACUGGUGAAGCCAGUUUUGGAUCUUUGUCAGACUGACAGUGUUGAGUUUCAACAAGUUAACUGCCUGUUCAAUCUUCUUUUCCUUGUAAUCCGAGAAUAUCCGGAUUUGCAUGUCUUAGUGCUGGAUCAAAUAUCUGUUUUAGUGAAGUCUCUCUCAUAUAUGGAUAACAAUCUCGUUGCGACAACAGAAACAGAUGCAUUUGUUCAUCAUAGUGUAGACUUGAAAGGAGAGAAGAGUAGAAUUAUCAGAUCAAAGCUUCUAUUUAAGGUGUACAGAUUUUUGGUGGCCUUUCUCGAAAAUCUCACUGAAGCUGGUGCCAUCUCCACCGAAGUAUUUGACAAAGUGAAGCUUCUGGUCGAACUUGUAUGCCAAAGCAACUUGUUUGAAUGUUAUACAUACGCACUCUACUCUCUGUUGCUGCGUUGUCAAAUAAUUUGGGGUAACAGGGUAAAUGAGAGUGAGGGAAGUCGCAAUCCUGAUAGAAACUUGGGCAUAUCUCUUGAUAAUUACUCAAUGAAGCAUGAACUUCGUACCAUUGAAUGUGCAAAGAGGAUGCUGGCAGAAAAAAAUAAUUGGCCUGCUUACAGAGUUGGGGUGUAUGCAGCGUGUCAAGGAGAUUGGCUGACCACGACUUUUAUAUUCAAGCAGUUAGUAUUAAAAGUUCGUUCUAAUUCCUGCAGCUGCUGGAUGAAGUCAUUAGUUCAAUUUGCUGAUUCUGAGAGGAAGCUAGAGCUGCUGCUAUUACCAAAACAAGGGAUAAAGACUCAUGAAUUACAUGUUACACCUUCCAGUAAUGAUUUAGGUUGCCAAGAUGCCGCGAGUAGUAUCAAGGAGCAUAUUUACAGCAAAGAUCUAGCAGCAGCUUACAAUGGUCUUUGUUCUUCUUUGGAAACAUUAAAAGUUGAUGAUGUCAAAACAGGCCACACUUUUUAUUUCCAACACUGGAUUUUGUCCCUAAGAGUGAAGGUAAUAAGAGCUGUGGUGGAUAUAGUUAAAAUUUUGGGAAACAUUCCAUUUGACCAGGACAACACUACCAAUAAUGGAAAGGUUGAGAACCUUAUGGUUGGAUACCUCAUAUCUUUGCAGAAAAUUACUCAAAUAUCUCUGCAGUUGAAGAGGCUAGCACGAGAAUUUGAUCUAGUUACAACAUCUUUCAUUGACAUGGACAAAAAGAGUUCAAAAAUAAUUUCGGAACUUGCAAUGAGUUGUUCGCUGUUGGCCUUCUGUACUGGAUUUGCUCUCUACAUUCCAAGCCUAAUUAAACCUAUUUCUAAUAGUGGUCUGGGAAUUCUAGAGAGAGAUUUAGACACAAUGUUGGUUCAAAAUCUAGUUGGACGGUUGGGGAACACUAACCAUGAAACCAGUAAAAAUCUAUGUCUGCUAUUGGAGGCGGGUAGAAAUCCCAUGGAUUGUUUUCACAUGCAGUCAAGAACCCAAGCAUGUAAGAUUGGUUCUGAAGCAAGAGAUAUUCUUAGUAUUUGUAAUUAUACGGUUUCAGGGAUUGUUGGCUUGAAAAGUAAGGCAAACAGAGUGCAUAAUGAGGAAGGACUAUCCCAAUUACCCAAGGAUGGCUUAAAGCUUUUGUAUGACGUUCUUAUGAAAUGGAUGCAAAUCCCCUUCCGUGCACCCAAGUACUUCUUUAAAUUAAGGCCUUGCUGUGGGUCAGAACUCUUUGCUGUCAACGAAACUAGAAACCCAGAUGGAAUAUAUGUUUCCCCAGGCUUCAGCUUGUCAUUAAAUCUGUGUCUUCAAUUAAGAAAUGUGGCAUCAGAUAUCCCAGUCCGGUUGAAAAACUUGUACUGCGUGCUCUACAGUAGAGUAUCCUUUCAGGAACCAACAGAAAGUGGAGUAAACAAUCAGCAAAACCAGGGUAGUUAUCAAGCUUGUGAAACUGAUGACAUGAUAGAGAUGAAUGAAAAGCUGUUGCAGUAUGUAACAGAGUGCAGUACAAAAAAGAGUAAUAAGCGUCCAAGGGGCAACAAUGAUGGUGAGUUUGUAAAUUCGUUCGUGUGUUUCGAAGUGAAUGAAAGAGGGCAAGGGUUCUCAAAUUGCUUGCUUGAUGUUUCUGCUUUUCCAGUGGGUUCUUAUAGAAUCAAAUGGCAUAGCUGUUGUAUUGAUAGCCAGGGUACUUGUUGGACCCUCCCCCAUUUGAAUUUGGGACCUGUAUUUACUGUACAUAGGUUAUAGGUUGAUUUUUUAAUAAAUUAAACCAAACUUGUAAAUGAUCUUGUUCUCUGUAUUGAUUCUACUGUACAGUUUGUAAUUUUUCCAAUCUACUUUAUGAAGAAAUU